CUGAAUUCAGCUUUUGUUAUAAUAAAGCAUCUUCAUUUUCCACAUGGAUUGAAGCCCCUCACCUUGUAAAAAUUAUGCAGAGAUUAGAAAGUGAAUUUGGAAUUGAUGCUCAAGUCUAUGAUGUCAUCGAUGAUGACAUCGAUUUAGAUUAUAUUAAUAACCGCCAAAAAGAAAUUUUAAAUAAAUCUAUAAGACGUUUCUGGCAGCCAGUAACUUUUUACUUUUAUGGCGAUGGUAGUGCAGGUAAAUCUAACCUUGUUCAAAAGUUAUUUUUCAACGAGUUAUACUCAAAACCUAAGAAGCAGAAAUCAGAGUCAAGUUGGUGGGAUGGCUACGAUAAAUAUAAAAUUGUUCUUUUUGAUGAGUGGUAUUUGGUGCUUGAUUGGAAUGAUGUUGUUAAAUAUUUAAACGAUACUCCAGAGAAUGUUAAGCAAAAAGGCAAAACAUUUGUGCCUUUCCUUGCCAAAGAUAUGUGGCAUGACGAGCUAGAUCAGCACACUACUGAGCUCAUAUUUCACAAAGGCUCAGAGGAAGAUUUCUGCAACAUGCUUUGGGACAUUAAAUAUGAUGAGAGCGAGUAUAUAUGUGAAGAGUUGAGAACCAUUAUUUAA
Molecule: messenger RNA, 611 nt
Organism: Dentiscutata heterogama
Lineage: Eukaryota; Fungi; Glomeromycota; Glomeromycetes; Diversisporales; Gigasporaceae
Source: the annotation of a GenBank genome assembly